CGCUGCAUUGGGGUUGAUAAGGAGCCACGCGUCCCUAAUAGCAAUGAGAUUCCUUGCAGCUCCUCGGGGCUGCCGAUCAACGCCGUUCGGCAAGGUGUGUGCAGCGGGAGGGGCGCGAACCUGAGCCUGGGGGCUGACUUGAUUUCCCUCCUCUAAUUAACAGCGCUAAACCUAGUGGACGAGGAGCGGUCCGUACAGAGCCUCGUGAGUCACAGCCACUAAAGUGACUAUUGCCACGCCUGAGGGUGGGAGUCCCCUUAAUUCUGUGCAUCCUUCGCACCCCUAUCCUACCCGCCAUAGGCGGGCUCCCUCCCCCCGGCACGUGGAAACUUGCGACCCGCGGAAAUGCCAUUCCACAGUCAUUAAAGGUCGAGGUGGAAGAAGCCCCCGGCCACGUGCGGUGCCAGGCUGCCAGCCUCUUCUCCAAGGGGCAGCAAGGAGGGGGAAUAAGCGGAGCUUCCCCACUGCGGUGCCAGGCCUGGAGCCCGAAAAAUAAAAUGGAUCCCCGGCCGCCGCCGUCGCCGGGACUGCGGUGAAGCCCUCCGGGGCGCAGGACCGGCCCAGCCCUCCCCGCCUCCCGGCUGUCGGCCCCUGCAGCUCGGCCAAGGCUCCCCGCACAGCCAGCUCAGCCCGGCGCCUUCGACUGUCAGCCACCAACGGGCAGCGGCACCAACAUUAGCUCCCGGGCAAUCAGAGGCUCCUCCCCCAGUCUCGAGCCACAUAUUUAUUUAAUUUUUUGGGGGGGAGAGGAUUUCUUCAUAACUGACUUACAAACCUUGGCGAAGGGAAGAAGUUGCCACUCCACCGCGAAGCCAGGGUAGUGGGGUGGGUGGGGAAGAAGUCUGCCGACAAGGCGAGGCACAGCCCUGCGCUAACGCUCGACAGCUACCUCGGAUGUGCGUUGGAUUUUUCUCCCCCUCCCUUCCGCAGUUUUAUUCCAUUUCUGGCGGAAAACUGUACCGCUUGGCCCGGAGAAAUACCCAUUUGGAUGUCGCUGGUGCUGAGAAAAUCAGGAAUGUCGAUGGAUGAGGCGGAAGGGAGUCAGAAACGAUUUGGAGAACCUCCCCACCUUUGCUGAAAAUUGGUGCCGUUGGUUGUGGGGUUAGGGAUCUUUUUCCUUUUGAGGAAACGUUUGCAUCUAGAGCAGAGGUGACAUCGGCAUCCGGCGGGAGGACCCUUCUGGGCCGGAAGAUUUCUUUUGGAUGUAACGUGGAAAACUAGAAAUUAUUAUUUUUUUUGGAGGUAGGGGGUGGGGGAGGAGGAAGAGGGCGAGGCUGCCAUGAAUUCCGUGGCUGGAAAUAAAGAGAGGAUCGCGAUCACGACCAGAAGCCGAAAAUAUGGGGUGAAGGAAGCGGCCUCCCCGGUGGCGGCGGCGGUGGCGGCGGCCCCGGCCCCCUUCUCCCCGGAGAGCUGGUUCCGCCAGGCCUACGAGGAUUCCCGGGGCGGGGGGCGGCGGCCCACCCCCGACGGGGCCGGCUCGGCGCUCGGCUCGUCCGGGACCCCGUCGCCCGGCUCCGGCACCUCGUCCCCGACCUCCUUCCCCGGGUCGCCGGGCCCCGCGUCGCCGGGCAUCGGCACCAGCUCCCCGGGCUCGCUGGGCGGGUCCCCCGGCUUCGGCACCGGCUCCCCGGGCUCCGGCAGCGGCUCCGGCUCCGGCUCCGCUGACUUACAGGAUUUUGGUUAUUCUUAA
Molecule: messenger RNA, 1690 nt
Organism: Ornithorhynchus anatinus (platypus)
Lineage: Eukaryota; Metazoa; Chordata; Mammalia; Monotremata; Ornithorhynchidae
Product: kinesin-like protein KIF26B
Exons: 4
Coding region: 1280-1690 (136 amino acids)
Source: RefSeq, a predicted model, not a curated record